AACCACCAAAACAAAUCAUGAACGGCCACAUAAUUUCAUCACAGCACAAAUUACAAACAUUCUUCAUCGCUCUUCUCUCUUUUUUAUCUGCACAACUUAUUAAUAUCUCUGUUACAGACUGCAGUCAAUCAUUUUAUCCAAAUUCUUGAUACGUAUUCUCUCUCUACAUCUCUCUGUCUCUCUCUCUCUCCCCCUUCUCUCUCCCAACAUUACUUACAAUAUCUCUCUCUCUCAACAUCUCUCUCUGUCUCUCUCUCUCCCUCUCCCCCUUUCUCUCCCAACAUUAUUUACAAUCUCCCUCCCUCCCUCCCUCUCUCUCUCUCUCUCUCUCUCUCUCUCAGUUCUCCUUUUCUGGGUCUUUUAGUUUCACUCUGUCUUUUACUUGCUUACUUUUACUCGUCUUUGAUAAAGAUAAAGCCCCCACCACUUUGUUUUGUGUAGUUGAAUUCACUUUUGGGUUCUUUUCAAGAACCCCAUUACAGUUUCUUGAUUUUCUUGGAAAAUCUUGGUUUAGAUGAGUUCUUUUAGUAAUGGGGGUCUUGAAAUUCAAUAGCUUUCUGAAGAAGAUGGAUUCUUUACACACACAUCAGCUUGUGUGUGUGUGUUUGGGACUCUUUUUAGUCACUUGUAAUGCUUUUGCAUCACAUGAAGUAUAUGCACUCUCGGCAUUCAAAGAAGCUAUAUACGAGGAUCCGUUAAUGGUUUUGUCAAAUUGGAAUUCCCUAGAUUCGGAUCCUUGUGACUGGUCUGGCAUUUCUUGUUCUACUGCUAGAGAUCAUAUUUUGAAGAUCAAUGUAUCUCAGUCAUCUUUGAAGGGAUUUAUAGCGACAGAGUUGGACCAGCUGUCAUUCUUGCAAGAACUAAUUAUACAUGACAACAACUUCAUUGGUACAAUUCCUAAAGAACUAGGCGCUUUAAAGUUUCUCAGAGUGUUGGAUUUGGGAGGAAACAUGCUAUCCGGACCUAUUCCGCCAGAGAUUGGAAAUUUAACAAGUAUUGUUAAGAUAAACCUUGGGUCUAAUGGGUUGACUGGGAGGUUGCCUCUUGAGCUUGGUAAUCUGAACUACCUUGAGGAACUACGGCUGGAUAGGAAUAAGCUUGAAGGAACUAUUCCUGGUAGUAAUAAAUCACAGAUUGCUUCCAACCUAAAUGGAUUGUCUCUCUCGAAUGAUAAUCCUACAGGUUUAUGUCGUGCAUCUCAGUUAAGAGUUGCCGAUUUUUCAUACAAUUUCUUUGUUGGAAGUGUGCCCAAGUGCUUAGAAUAUCUUCAAAGUUCAAGCUUUCAGGGUAAUUGCCAUCUGGACAGAGAUCCCAAACAGCGAGAUGCUCCAUUAUGUGAUGGUACUCCACCCAAGGCUCAUCCAGGACUCGGUCCAAAACACCGAUAUGUUGAAGAUAAAGUCAAACAUCAGUCUGUCUCAAAGCCUACUUGGAUUUUUGCUCUGGAGAUAGUUACAGGAGUCAUGGUUGGUUCCCUCUUUCUUAUGGCUCUUUUUCUGGCUGUAAAAAGAUUGCCAAAAAAGUCUUCCAUCGGUAUUCCCUGGAAGAAAAUAUCAAGCGGCAAGGAGCACAUAACAAUUUGUAUAGAUCCAGGAAUGUUAAAGGAUGUUGUGAGAUAUAACAGACAAGACCUUGAAGUGGCUUGUGAAGAUUUUAGCAAUAUUAUCGGGUCCUCCUCUGACAGUCUGGUCUACAAAGGCAUCAUGAAAGGCGGGCCUGAGAUUGCUGUGAUAUCUAUUUGCAUCAAAGAAGAGCAAUGGACAGGCUAUCUUGAGCUCUAUUUUCAGAAAGAGGUGGCAGAUUUGGCAAGAUUAAAUCACGAGAAUGCAGGGAAGUUACUAGGCUAUUGUAGAGAAAGCUCUCCAUUUACAAGGAUGUUAGUUUUCGAAUAUGCAUCAAACGGGACAUUGUAUGAGCACCUACAUUAUGAAGAAGGAUGCCAGUUAAGUUGGACGAGACGAAUGAAUAUUGUUGUAGGCAUCGCCAAGGGACUCAAGUAUCUUCAUACAGAAAUAUUGCCACCCUUUACUAUUUCUGAGUUUAAUUCUAGUGCUGUUUAUCUGACUGACGAUUUUUCUCCAAAGCUAGUUGAUUUUGAAAGUUGGAAAUCAAUUCUUUCAAGAUCAGAGAAGAAUUCUGGUGCUAUUAGUGCCAACGGUGAUGUUUGUGUACUUCCAAGUUCUAUGGAGGGACGUCAUCUCGAUGUCCAAGGUAACAUUUACGCAUUUGGGGUACUUUUAUUAGAAAUAAUUAGUGGAAGACCUCCAUACUGCAAGGAGAAAGGCUGCUUGGUAGACUGGGCUUCAGAAUUUCUUGAACUGCCUGAAGGAAUGUCUAACAUUGUGGAUCCCCAGUUAAAACAUUUCAGACAAGAAGAUCUGACUGCGAUAUGUGAAGUGGUGAGCCUCUGCAUUAAACAAGCUCCAAUGAACAGGGUAAGCACGCGGGAACUCUGCACCAUACUUGAGAGCAGAAUCGACACAUCUGUAUCUUCUGAACUUAAGGCAUCAUCUUUAGCAUGGGCAGAGCUUGCGCUUUCAUCCUAACCAAGUCAGAGCUUGUUCACCGAGUCACAGUAAAUCAAAACAAUAAGAGUAAUCCUAUAUUCUUUCUUAGCCUUUAUCUCCUUCAUUCACUUCAUUGAUUGACUUCAAGAAUGUUGUAUAUGUUAUAGCGUGUUAAAAGAAACAUAAAAGUUUCAUGCUCGACAAAUAUCCAAUUGUCUUGCUUAGACCGUGUAAAGUUCUGGAAAUUUAAGAUUAGUGGAUUGUGAGAGUC
This is a messenger RNA of Daucus carota subsp. sativus, 2778 nucleotides long. RefSeq names its product probable LRR receptor-like serine/threonine-protein kinase At1g63430. Lineage: Eukaryota; Viridiplantae; Streptophyta; Magnoliopsida; Apiales; Apiaceae. Gene Ontology annotation, biological process: protein phosphorylation. The record is from RefSeq and is a predicted model, not a curated record. The transcript has 13 exons. Gene Ontology annotation, molecular function: ATP binding; protein kinase activity; protein binding. The coding region runs from base 531 to 2546 and encodes 671 amino acids.